AUAUCAAAACCAAAUCAUAAUGUAAACAUUAAUUGUGAAAAUAUUCCUUAUUUAAAUAAUUUCAAUGGAAAGGAUCAAAAAGUUUAUUUAGAAAUUUAUGGAUGUCAAAUGAAUAUCAAUGAUGCCGAAAUAAUUUGUUCAAUUUUAAAAAAACACAAUUACGACAUAGUAGAUGACAUUAAAAAAGCAAACAUUAUUUUACUAAUUACAUGUACUAUCAGAGAAAAUGCAGAACAAAAAAUAUGGAAUAAACUACAAAAUCUAAAGUAUUGGAAAAAAAGUCAUGUUUCUAAAAUUGGCAUUCUAGGUUGUAUGGCUGAGCAUUUAAAACAUAAGAUAAUUGCAAAAGAACGCAUAGUAGAUAUUAUAGCAGGUCCAGAUAGUUAUAAAGAUUUACCGAGGCUUUUGUAUAUAAGUAAUGAUUACCAAAGUGCUAUUAAUGUUACACUUUCUGUUGAUGAAACCUAUGCAGAUGUGACACCUAUUAGAUUAAAUCCAAACUCAAAAACAGCUUAUGUUUCAAUAAUGAGAGGAUGUAACAACAUGUGCACAUAUUGUGUUGUUCCUUUUACUAGAGGACAUGAAAAAUCUCGACCUAUUACAAAUAUUUUAGAUGAAAUACAGCAACUAUCUGAUCAAGGUAUUAAAGAAAUAAUUCUUCUUGGUCAAAAUGUUAAUAGUUAUAGAGAUAUUUCUCAAUCAAAUUUUUACAUGAAUAAUAAUGUAAAGACAAAUCAUUCAAAAGACUUUACUACUAUAUAUAAAAAUAGAUUAGGAGGACUAAGAUUUAGUGAUUUAUUAGAUAAAGUUUCAUUAAUAAAUUCUGAAAUGAGAAUUAGAUUUACUUCUCCACAUCCUAAAGAUUUUCCUGAUGAAGUGUUAUAUUUAAUUCGUGAGCGAAAUAAUAUUUGUCAUCAGAUUCAUUUACCUGCACAAAGUGGAAGCAAUAAUGUUUUAAAAAGAAUGAGAAGAGGGUAUACUAAAGAAGCAUAUUUGAAUCUUGUAUAUCAUAUUAGAAGUAUAAUUCCAGGUGUACGGCUGUCUAGUGAUUUUAUUGCUGGUUUUUGUGAUGAAACAGAUGAAGAUUUUAAUGAAACUUUGAAUUUAUUAAAAGAAGUUAAAUAUACCAUGGCAUAUUUAUAUGCAUACAGCAUGCGUGAUAAAACUAGUGCCUAUCGAUGCUACAUUGAUAACAUAAAUAAAAAAAUUAAAAGAGCAAGAUUAGAAAAAAUGAUUAAAUUAUAUAGAUCAGAAGCAGAAAUAUUAUAUAAAACUCAAAUUGGACAAAAACAAUUAAUCUUAGUUGAUAAGAAAAGUAAGCGAUCGACUCAAAGUUUAGUUGGACGUAAUGAUGGAAAUAUUAAGGUAAUAUUUCCUGAUAUAACAAUACCAAACACUAAUAGAUCGUUAUCAUGCAAACAAAUAAAAUAUGGAGACUAUAUAGUUGUAAAAAUUACUGAUGCUAAUUCACAAACUUUAAAAGGAGUACCACUAUAUCAUAGUUCUAUAAAUGAAUUUUCAUUAAAUAAAUGAAAUUUAUUGUAAU
Ceratosolen solmsi marchali is the source of this 1546-nucleotide messenger RNA. Its product is annotated as CDK5 regulatory subunit-associated protein 1. The record is from RefSeq and is a predicted model, not a curated record. Gene Ontology annotation, cellular component: mitochondrion; cytosol. Gene Ontology annotation, biological process: negative regulation of cyclin-dependent protein serine/threonine kinase activity; tRNA modification. The transcript has 7 exons. Gene Ontology annotation, molecular function: 4 iron, 4 sulfur cluster binding; tRNA-2-methylthio-N(6)-dimethylallyladenosine(37) synthase activity. Lineage: Eukaryota; Metazoa; Arthropoda; Insecta; Hymenoptera; Agaonidae. The annotation marks the transcript as partial.